Naumovozyma dairenensis CBS 421 is the source of this 870-nucleotide messenger RNA. It is a transcript of the gene UBS1, whose product is annotated as Ubs1p. Lineage: Eukaryota; Fungi; Ascomycota; Saccharomycetes; Saccharomycetales; Saccharomycetaceae. The transcript has a single exon. The record is from RefSeq and is a predicted model, not a curated record. The coding region runs from base 1 to 870 and encodes 289 amino acids.
AUGGGCCAUUUCAUAACGAAAAGACUUUUAAGAGACUGGAAACAGUUUAUGCGUCUGAAUAAUAAUUUAACUGCGACAGAUAGACAUCAGCAGCUAUAUUAUUUGAAACCACAGGAUUCAAAUUUACAUCUAUGGCAUUUAGUUAUCAUAGAUCCAGUAACCUCAUCGGAAAUAUAUCUAUUACUCUAUAUAGGUGGUGAUGAGAAUGAUAACGAUACAAAUCCAAUGAUUAUUAUGAAAUGUAUGACGCCGAAUAAUGUAUUUCCCAUGAAGAGAAAUAUAUCAUUGACACAUCUUAAUUAUAUACUAAGGGACUAUGGAUUCAAUGAUCUCCUCAACAAAAUAUGGAAUAUUUUUUACAAACAUGAACCUAAUUCAAAUGAACAACCACGAUCCCACCAACAUAGAUUAAUGUAUGCAUGGAAUCGUAUUAUGUAUAGAGAUUUUAAACUGCAAUUCCCUGAACUUUUGGGGACUCUUCAACCAGGUGAUUACGAAAUAGUGAAAGGGUUUGCUGACUCCAUUUCAAGAACAAAUAAUUCGAUUAUGGCCAGCAACUAUACAUAUUCAUCCAGAAGAUCUAUUCAUUUUGUUCAACAGCAAGAAGAAGAACAAGCAAGGCAACCAUUCCUACUUGAAAAUUAUUAUCCAUGUCAUUUAUCUCCAUCAAACCAUAAUGCAAACGAUUUAUGUACAACAGAAUAUGUUCUUGCUUGUGAUACAACAAUACCUGCAAAAUCCUCAAUGAAAAGAAGGUAUUCCAUUGAAUCAGAUAAACCUAUUCCAAAUGAGAACGAAAACGAAAACGAAAACGAAAACGAAAACGAAAACGAAAACGACUAUCCACACAAGAAAAGAUUCAAACAUUAG